Messenger RNA from Micropterus dolomieu (smallmouth bass), 2702 nucleotides. RefSeq names its product tryptophanyl tRNA synthetase 2, mitochondrial (gene wars2). Bases 26 to 1120 code for a protein of 364 amino acids. The record is from RefSeq and is a predicted model, not a curated record. Gene Ontology annotation, cellular component: mitochondrion; mitochondrial matrix. The transcript has 6 exons. Gene Ontology annotation, molecular function: tryptophan-tRNA ligase activity; ATP binding. Gene Ontology annotation, biological process: mitochondrial tryptophanyl-tRNA aminoacylation. Lineage: Eukaryota; Metazoa; Chordata; Actinopteri; Centrarchiformes; Centrarchidae.
CCGUAUUGUGAAGUCACAAUCCAAGAUGGCGCUGCCCGUGCGAACUAACUUGAAACAUCUCUUCAGAUUCAUUCAGAAGUUUAAUUCCCCGAAAAGGUUACUCUGCGCUGAGGUCUGUACGGAAAACAAGGUGUCUCCUGGUGGGUGCGUAUUCUCUGGGAUCCAGCCAACUGGGGUGCCCCACCUCGGUAACUACCUGGGUGCACUGGAGAACUGGGUGGCCCUGCAGAACCAGUAUCCUUCAGUGCUCUACAGCAUUGUGGACCUGCACUCCAUCACCCAGCCUCAGGACCCAGCCCAACUCAGGAGCAACAUACUGGACAUGGCAGCCAGCCUGCUGGCCUGCGGCAUCAACUCAGAUAGGGCAAUACUCUUUCAGCAGUCUCAGGUGUCCGAGCACACUGAGCUCUCCUGGAUCCUCGGCUGUCUGACCAGCAUGCCCCGCCUCCGACACCUGCCUCAGUGGAAGAUGAAGAGCAAACAAAAGAAUGAAGGCAGUGUUGGUCUCUACACGUAUCCUGUCCUCCAGGCCGCCGAUAUUCUCCUCUACAAGUCCACUCACGUCCCUGUCGGAGAGGAUCAGGUCCAGCAUUUAGAGCUGGCUCAGGAUCUCGCUCGCAUCUUCAACAACCACUACGGAGACUUGUUUCCUGAACCUGGCGCGCUGCUCAGCUCAACGCGAAAGAUUAAAUCUCUGCGUGACCCGUCUGCCAAAAUGUCCAAAUCCGACCCCCAAACGAUGGCGACGAUUACCAUCACAGACUCUCCUGAUGACAUCGUGCUCAAGGUUCGCCGUGCCGUUACUGACUUCACCUCUGAGGUCACGUUUGACCCGGAGACGCGGCCAGGUGUUUCCAACCUGGUGACGAUCCAUGCUGCCAUGGCAAUGAUCAGUGUGGAAGAAGCAGUGUCCCAGGCCAGAGGGUUGGACACAGGUGCCUAUAAGAAGCUUGUAACUGAGGCUGUGAUACAGAGAUUGACUCCCAUCAGGGAGGAGGUCAAGAGGCUAAGGUCGGAUCGUGCCCACUUGGAGGGAGUGCUGGCCCUAGGGAACCGCAGGGCUCGGGAACUGGCUGCGCCGGUCCUCAGAGAGGUCCAACAGCGAGUUGGAUUCUGCUGAGAGGCAGCUGGGCUGGAAAGUAAAGGCACAAUUAUACUGCAGGCUGUGCUCAGUACUUAACUGCUGCUGAUAUCAAAUUUUAUUCCAAUGACUGUUUAUAUCUUUAGGAUAUUCAAGGAUGUAACUCAUUUCAUAACAAAAUGUGUUGAAAGCAACGUGGAAAAGACUCAACUGCAGUGUAAUGUUUUGUUCAGACUGCAAACUGAUUGGUGGACAACAUAUUGUUAUUUUCUCCUCUGAGUUUGUCUCAUUGGAAUGAAUUAAUUUCAUGCAGUUGUAGUUCUGAACACAGCCCAACAAGAAUGAAAGAUGUCACUUUUGUUUUUGUGCAUGCACUACACACUCAUUGGCUGUAUGUGUUUCCCUAAAUUCCAAAAGAAAAAAACAUGUAAACAAAUAUUUGCAAGUAAGAUUCAAAACAUUCAUUGGUGUUUUAACAUGUGAUUCAGACACUAUUUCUCCCCUGAGCACUCAAACACAACAGUAAACAACACAGUUCAUCAAAAGUGCUUUACAAAGCCGGCAGAAAUGGAAGAAAGGACUGUGAACAUACAAAUAAAAGUACAUAUUCAAGAAAUAAACCCUCCUACAGAUAUACAGAAUACAUCAUUUGGUCUCAGACGAAUGCAAGCAAAGAUCAUGUACUGGAAAGAGCUAGAGGAAAAAUGCAUUACACUCUAAGUAUUGCCCUACAGAACACCGCAAUGAAACACAGACAUGUGACUGAAAACAAUUAUCAGGUGUAAUAACUCAAGAAAAUCUUGAGAAACACACAAAAGGUGAGUUACUCCUGCUUGCAUACUGAAGAUCACUGAGGAGCAUCAUCUUUUCCAGAAUGACCAGGACAACGUGAUUCUUUAUUGCUUGCUCAUUUUAGACAGUGCAGUACAGCAUCGUUUACCGUUGAAGAAUCAGUGUACGUCAUGCACAACACGAAGCACAGUGGUGAAAAAGGCAUCGAUACGUAAGGGCUUCAGUAACCGUUCCAUCUGCUGAUCUUCAGUCUGCUGCAGGUCUCCUCUCUGCUGCUUCCACACACGUCAUCACACCGCAUGAGGAGUCCAAAUGUAAAAAAACUUGAAAUCAGAGUUAACGACUUGAAACUAAGCACUGAUGGUGAUAGGGUGUGGUGAUUAUAGUCAUCAGGAACGCUGCUGCUGUUGUGUUGUCGUUUGCUUGUUUCACAGUUUUGUCUUUUUCUCUGUAUUUAAAAAAAAGAAUAUAUUAUUUUGUAUUUUUGCAGCUCAAUAGUUUUUUUCUUUUAUCUUAAAAUAUUUCAUUAACAUUGAUUUAGUUGACAUCUUGACACACACAUUGGAACUGGUAUGCACAACCUUACACUUCUACACUGUAAAACUUCUCUGUUGAUUCACAGCCACACACACACACACUCUCGGUGCUCCUAAAGAAGAUACUUGUGCGUGCCCACAAUUCCACAUUAACUGCUUACACAUCCACACUUGUUUGAACUUAUAUAUCUAAUUUGAACACUUUGCUGUAGAUUUUUGUUUACACGUAAACACUUGGAAAUGAUCACAUCCACACUUUGCUUAAAUAAAAAGAUGUAUGUAUGUGACAUGCA